Molecule: messenger RNA, 2185 nt
Organism: Zeugodacus cucurbitae (melon fly)
Lineage: Eukaryota; Metazoa; Arthropoda; Insecta; Diptera; Tephritidae
Exons: 1
Coding region: 98-1177 (359 amino acids)
Source: RefSeq, a predicted model, not a curated record
UACUGAUGUAUGGGAAAACUAUUUUCAUUCGGCAAACAGUAAAACAGUAAAAUGCAAACACUGUGAAAAAGUUUACCAAUUUGGCAAUGUCAGCAAGAUGACCAGCCAUCUGUUAAAAUGUUAUAGAUGUCCAACUGUGAUCAAGAACAAAUUACAGAAAAUACCUGUUACUAGCACAACUGCCACAAAUCUGCCCUUGCAAGCUGAAUCACAUAAUGAAAUGUCACAGGAUAACAGUUUGACGGAUACAAUUUCUAAUAUUACGACUUCAUCAGAAAUUUUAACAGAAAAAAAACUUUAUCUAGAUCAGCUCUUAUCGAAGGCAAUAUUUGUUACCGGUUCUCCUUUAUCCAUCGUUGAACAUCCGCUGUGGGUACGAUUUUUUGACGAUUUGCAACCACUUUAUAAGUUACCAUCCAGAAAAGCUAUCUCCACAACACAUUUGGAAACUAUUUAUAAUGAAAUGGUCAAUGAAAUUACAGACGAACUGAAGUCUAUAAAUGAUUUACAUUUGCAGUGUGAUGGCUGGAGCAAUCAGCGCAAUGAAGGUAUCAUCAACUUCAUUAUUGCAAAACCUGAGCCUGUUUUUGUUAAAAGCCUUAAUACUCUUACAAAUCGACAUACAAGUCAAUAUUUAUCUCAAGAGAUAAUCAAUGUUAUAAACGUGUAUGGAGGCCACAAAUUUGUAACCGUUAUCGGAGAUAACGCAAAUAAUAUUCAAAGAGCAUUUCAGAUAGUUAAAAAUUCGUAUGCACAUAUAAUACCGCUGAGAUGUGUAGCACAUACAUUGAAUUUGCUAUGCGAAGAUUGCUUAAAACUAGAACCUAUUAAUGCGUUUAUAUCGAUCGCCACAGAUACAAUAAAAGCAAUAAAAAGAAACCAAAGUAUGAGCGUUUUAUUAGCUCAGAUUGUAAAAGAAAAAGGUUCAGGUGAAACAUUAAAAUUGCCUGGGAAAACCCGCUGGGGCAGUUACUGCACUGCGUUAAAAAGUUUAAAAAAAUCCAAAGUUGCAUUACAAACAUUAGCAGUUCACGAAGAUGCCAAUAUUUCAAGCGAAAUAAAAUCAAAUUUAUUGGAUUUAAAUUUCUGGACCAUGGUAGAAAAUUGUAUAAAACUACUGGAACCUAUAACAGAUAAAAUUUUCAAACUUGAAGGCAAUGUUGUUUUGUUGUUAUAAUAAACUGCUGGUUUUAGUUUAGUUCCUGAAUCAGGGUACACAUUUUCACUUUUCGAACACUAGGCAACUGCUAGUGCCCUAUAUACGCUGGCGCAAAGUAUGUGCGCAUCGCAAAGUAUGUAUUUUUCGCUGCAUUUGUUCUAAAAAUAAUAAAAAACUGUUAAUUUUUCUUAAGAUCGUGAUAAUUACGUUCUAUAAUGAAAAUACCCGUCAAUUGGGUUUUUUCCCACAUAAAUACCCGGUUUUUUCCCAAAUGGGAAAAAAACCUGGGUUUAUUCCCGUUGGGUUUUUCCCACUGCCCAUCUCUAGGCCACGCCCACUUUCCCAAAAAAAUUACAUCCAAAUAUGCCCCUUCAUAGUGCGAUCCUUCAUACCAAAUUUUAUUUCCAUAGCUUUAUUUAUGGCUUAGUUAUGGUACUUUAUGUGUUUUCGGUUUUCGCCAUUUUGUGGGCGUGGCAGUGGUCCGGUUUUGCUCAUUUUCGAAAGCAACCUUCCUAUGGUGCUAAGAAAUGAGUGUGCCAAGUUUCAUUAAGAUAUCUUAAUUUUUACUCAAGUCACAGCUUGCACAGAUGGACGGACAGACAGACAUACGGAUUUGAACUCCACUCUUCACCCUGAUCACUUUGGUAUAUAUAACCCUAUAUCUAACUCGUUUAGUUUUGGGUGUUACAAACAACCGUUAUGUGAACAAAACUAUAAUACUUUCUUUAGCAACAUUUGUUGCGAGAGUAUAAAAAUAUGGACCGUGAAACAUUAUUACAAAAUCAGUUUUCGAUUAAAAAAAUUUGUAUUUCAACAUGUUAGAAUGCGAAUAUUUGCCUAUGUACAUAUGUCUAUAUAUAUGUAUUAAAAUAAAUUUUUGAUAAGGCAAACAACUUGCAAUAUUGACAAAUGAGCUGCUAAAUGUUUAUUUUUUCGCAAAAUUCUGAAACAACGAAUGCGAAGUCAUAUAUUAAUUUUGUCUACUGCUAUAUUUUAAAAUUUUCUUGCUUUCUACGUGAAAAUAAA